This is a messenger RNA of Didymella exigua CBS 183.55, 600 nucleotides long. RefSeq lists its product as uncharacterized. NCBI's taxonomy places the organism in Eukaryota, Fungi, Ascomycota, Dothideomycetes, Pleosporales, Didymellaceae. The transcript has 5 exons. Gene Ontology annotation, molecular function: oxidoreductase activity. The record is from RefSeq and is a predicted model, not a curated record. Bases 1 to 600 code for a protein of 199 amino acids.
AUGCCACCUGCCACUAUUUUGAAAAGGCUAGCACAAUCUCCCGCAGCAAAAUCGGUUCAUAUUGAUACACCUGGCUUCGCCUGCGCAGACGACCUCGAAGGCGCAGCGUUUGUAGAGCAAUUUCGGAAAGAUGAAGAGGGUGCGAAAGAGCGCUACUACGAGCAUCUGCAAAGCCUCCUCAAGAAAUACACUGGUGCCUCGCGAGUCGUCAUCUUUGACUACACCAUGUGCCGCCGUGUGCCCUCGCUAGCCGGUAAGAACUCUGAUGGCCGAGAGCAACCAGCGGCCUAUGUGCACGUCGAUCAGAGCAAUAAACAUGUACAUCAGCAUCUUGGCGACGAGGCGGAGUGCGUGCUGAAGCGCCGUGACUGGCCGCUCGCGACAAUGGACUUCACUAGUCUAAAGCCAGAGAACUACCAUCCCACAAACUUGUACCGUAAGCAGUUCGAGCUGGUGGGUCAGUCCUGCAAUAUUUCGCACCACGAAGACCAGCGAUGCGCCUUUGAGCAUCCAGAUACGCCCGAAGAUGCCCCUUUGAGAGAAAGUAUAGAGGUGAGGUGCAUCGUUUGUCAUGAGCAUGAGGACCCCGCGCCGGCCUGA